Molecule: messenger RNA, 333 nt
Organism: Emiliania huxleyi CCMP1516
Lineage: Eukaryota; Haptophyta; Isochrysidales; Noelaerhabdaceae
Exons: 1
Cellular component (GO): Golgi apparatus
Molecular function (GO): antiporter activity
Source: RefSeq, a predicted model, not a curated record
ACGCUCGCGUCGCUGCAGCUCGUCAUCGGUUCCGGUUGGGUGGUGUCGCUCUGGGUGCUGGGCCUGCGACAGCGCCCGGCCCUCUCUGCCAGCCAGGCGCUGCGGCUGCUCCCGCUCGGACUCGUCACCGCCGUCGCGCACGGCAGCGCGAUAUACGCCAACCUCGCCGGCAGCCUCUCCUUCUCGCAAAUCGUCAAGGCGGGCGAGCCGGCCUUCGCCGCGGCCGUCGGCUACGGCGUCUAUCGCAACGGCGUCUCGUGGCGCAAGCUCUUGUGCCUCGUGCCGGUGAUCGGAGGCAUCGCCAUCGCCUCUGCCACCGAACUCGACUACACA